This is a messenger RNA of Cylicostephanus goldi, 390 nucleotides long. The record is from the annotation of a GenBank genome assembly. NCBI's taxonomy places the organism in Eukaryota, Metazoa, Nematoda, Chromadorea, Rhabditida, Strongylidae.
AUGAGCACUGCCCUGGAGGACGAGUACGUUCACUCGGUGUAUUCACGUCUUGCUGCAUAUCAAAAGAAGGACCAUCGCCCUUCUUCUCCGAGAGUUUGGCCGAAAGUGCGCGGCUUUCUGGAAUCUCAAGCAUAUGGAAGUAUCGUUAUUGAUGUCGGCUGUGGCGAAGCAAAGUAUACCUCAUCUAAGACAAUUGUGCUUGGAAUAGAUACAUGUGCCGACGCGCUUAUAGGUAGACGUAAAAAUGGGACGGAAAGCCUCGAUCUUCUUCUUGGUGACGCAUUAGCGCUUCCCUUCAGGCAGUUGAUACAGAAACGUGCAUUUGGCCGGCUUCACUUUUCUGUUGCAAUGAUGUGUGCUUUUCUGUUUCUAGCUGGAAUGCAGAUUUGA